GGCGCGGCGUGGUGCCUGGGCAAGGGACGCCGAGCUGUGGUCCUUGCUUUGCCUCCCUCCGGACCCAAGGAGGAUGACUCGCUUCGCUCUGACGGUUAUCCGACAGUGAGUAUUGCUGUCGCGGGGUGCCCUUCUUUCUUUCUGUUUGGGCGUGUGAAGUCCUCUUCCCGGUUGCUCAACCCUCGAAAAGGUUGGCUUGGACCGGGCUGUGUUCAAGGAGCUUUCUCCUGUGUCGUCCUGUCUCCUCCCAUCGUCCCUUGAGAACCCCGAGUGAAGAAGGCAGGUCUUAAAUAUAUCAUUGUCAGUCCCAUGUCCCAGGUAUGGAGAGAGAGGACUAAAGGAGUAAAUUAUUCAGAUUCCCAGCCAGUUGGUGGCAGAGCUAAAACCGAAGAAAGAAAACCUUGUCUCUUAGCAUCUCUCUGUGCACCGUUUUUGUUGUCCUGCAGAUUUCAAAGAAUUUGCAGGAUAGCUCGUCCUGGUUGAUGUUUUUGCCGCUGGGUCGCUCUCCGUGUUAGCUGGUCCCUCUCAUUUGCCAGGGCAAUCAGUCCCACAGACACGUAUUUGAGGUUGAUUCCUCCCCUCCAGAGGUUACUUAUCUGGAAGAGGAAAGAGGGCCUCCGCCCUCGUUUCCGCAGACCACAUUCCCGAGUAAAUAUCUUUAUUAUCAUAAACAGAUUAGAUAGAGCCAAACGCUGAUAUGUUUUCAUAACUAUCCUUUUCCUUCUAAAUACUUACUUGCUGAGUCUUCGUGGGAAUUGGAACUCAGGGUGGUUAAGAGCACCGAUUUUGAAGCAAUCAGAAGACAGACCUGGGUUGCCUGCAAUCUCGGCUCCAGUUAAGCUCCUUGUAAUCUUUUCGACUUCAGUUUCCUGAUCUAUAAAAUGGGGAUGACGCUAGUAUCCACUUCAUUGGGUUAUUCUGAGAAUUAAAUGAGAAAAGGUAAAGAGUACAGUACAGUGGAAGUGAAGAAGUACAGAAAGGAUUAAGUAACUUCCGUUUCUGUGAAGUCUGCUCUAAUAAAAAUGCAGUUAGUCCUCACGUAUGUAUGUAUAGUUUAUUAGAUCAGCGUAUUUGGGUAGAUUCUGUCUGCCAGUGGACUGGGUUACAUAUCUAGAUAAGACACUGCUUUUCUGUCUUCCUGGAGCUCACAAGGCACACUGAUAAGAUUGAAUCGUGUCAAGCCAACUCUUCUGUCUUUUCUGUCCUAUUCUUCAUUUGUAGGAAGAUAAUCUUGGGAUCAUCUGAAGUUAUCUUUGUAGAAGUUACAGGAUUUAAAAGUUGAACUAGAAAUCCUAUUUUCCUCCAUUUCUCUUCUCACCCACCAGUCCCCAUUUUAUACAUUGCUUUGGGAGGAUUCUUAACCUACCAAAUUUAAGGUUGUAACAGCUAGCUAGUAGCAAAAUGGACUAGAAUCCCCCUUCUUCCAAUGUUGCAGUGCUUUCUGGAUGCCUUAACUCAGCCAGCACAGUCAUAUAUAACCAAAUAUGUAUAGAAUAAAGUACCUUUUGAAAAAUAAGGUGACCUCAAUUUAGAUCUGUAAUUGACAAUAAUUAGAUGAAUGUAGAUUUUAUCCCCUCCAUGCUUCUUAAAAAGGGCUUGAUUUGUGGAGGCUCUCAUAGGAUUCUUUUAAAAAAUAAUUCUUAAUAAGUUAUCAAUAUGUGCCAGACACUGUUCUAAAUAGCUCCUGACAGUGAUCCAGUGAGGUAAGAACUGAUACCCCCAAUUCACAGGUAAGAAUUCAGAUGCAUGGAAGUCAUGUACUUGUUUGAAGUCACAUGGCAAAUUGGGAAGGCAGGAGCUGUAACCUGUCUCUUAACCACUGUUCUCUUCUACCUCCUACUUUACUGUGUCAAAACCUAGUAUUUGUACAACUGCUUGAAUAUCCCCAACCAUUUUAGAGGCUUAUUUUAAUUUCUUCUAAUAUAAUUGUAAAGAUUGAUAACAAUUAUUUCUUUUAUUCUGUUUUAUAUGUGGGUAAGUGGAGUACAAAUGUUGAACUAAUUCCUAGGGCUGGGAUUAGUUGCUUUCCCACCGGGACCCACCCGCUGCUCUCAUUCAGAAUUCUCAAGGCUAAAAAUUGGUGAUCCUUUCCAGAAAAUAACUGAUUCCAGAUUUGAUCGAUAAUCACCAUGGUUAAAUAUAACGACUGUUAAAGGAACUGGCAAAAUUGGAUAUUUUAGCAUACUAUCAGGAAUAGGAACUUGAGAUUUCUUUUACCUAAUUCUGUAUAACUAAGAGGGUUAAGUGCUUUGAAACUGAUGGUGUGGUCAAUCUGUUUUUAAAAGUUGAACAGUUUUAUUGAACAGUGCCUUUCCAGAUGAUGCAAGACAAAUUUUUGGAAUGAUUCCAUUAAGUUCUGCCCAAACCUCAUGAAUCUGAUGCUCUUACUAUGUGUGUGAUUAUCUGUUCGGCACACUUGGAAGGGAAAGUAACCACAUGAAUUUCAAACAUGAAUCAGUUUGAACAGAAUGCCCAAGGUUUCACAGUUUAAGUUUACUAUUACUAUGAAACUGUAAGUUCUCUUGAUCUUGUAACACAGCAUUAUUGAAAAAUCCAACAUGUAGGCUUAAAUUGCCAUGACCUAAGCAACACAAGGAAGGCCCUGGUAUUCCUUGAAAUGUUAUUCAUAGGUGUUUACAGCCACUCGCAGAACCAUCCAUUUCAUUUCCGUUUGUAACCAGCUCUUAAAACUUUAGAAUUUUUUACAAACUAAAUUUAACAUAGUUUUUAUAGUUCAAAGGUGAUGAAUUAGUAAAGUUAUUAAUAGCAAAGUUGGUUUUCUUUUUCUUACUUUUUACUCUAUUGAUUGGCAGAUACUUUUUGUUGAAUGUUAAUCCUUGUUCUGGACAUUAAUAAAGCAAAGUAAUAUUAGAUCAUCUGUAAUUUGGUAUUUUUAUGAAGAUAAAUGUAAUUGUUAUUUGAUUUAAUUGAUUGGAGAGAGCCUUUACAAUUAGGAGUAAAGUAUAUAUAAACAUAAAUAUAUGAGUUGUGAAUUUUACAAGUUUUUUUUCACUCUCAAACCAUCUAGUGAGUCUCCCUGCCGUCAACCCUUGAAAUCUAUAUUUUCAAAUGAAUUAAUUGAUGUAGAAGAACCAGGAUUCAGCUGUGAUUAAGUAUCAGGCUUUACGUUUUCGUGAAAAUUAAAUCAUAUCUAUUCUGAAAGCUUGCCCAUGAUUUGUAUCUCUUUUUGUGGCAAACUAUUUGUCUGUUGAAUUUGAAUUGUUUAAAAGGAUAUGACCGGGAAAUUAAGCUUUCUAUAUAAUUUUUAAAGAAGUUCCAAGGAAUAAAAAUCCACCAAAUAAAAUAUCGUUUAAUCUGCAAAAUGAAUGAUAUCUAUUUGUAGAAUCUAUAAAUGGCUGGUCAUAAGACUUAGCUUCCUGGCCUUAAGUUUGUAUUCUUGCAGAGUCAGGUGUUCUGUUUUGGAAAUGGAUGACACAGCAGAUUUUGGAAAUAAGUGGUGCUGCUCUGACUUCUUCAAGGGGUAUUCCUUUGAACUUUCUCACCCCCCUCCACCUUCUCUGCCAUUAUUGCAAGCCAAGCUUUGGUUAAGGGAAGUGAAUUAAUAGUAAAACUAUUUUAGCCAUCUACUUUUCUUUCCUCUCACCCAAAGGAACUAAUUUGAAAUAGUUGCUUCAGGGAUUUAUGUAGAGCUCUCAUUAAAGCUGACAAAAGAUGUAAGACUAAAUAUUUAUCGAAGUUUGGGGAAAAAUUGUACUUCUGGAUUCCUACUCUGUAGUAUUUGUAGAGUGAUUUGAAGGCAAAAAUGUCCUCUAGAAGGUAAAAGUGAAUACCAGUGAUUAUUAAUAGUACAGUAAUGUUUGCAGUAGUCUUUAUGGACUUGUGGCUAAAUGGAAUCCUUCUUCAUAUCCUAGCUAUUUAUUUUUCCUUUCUCUGAAAAUCAUUAGAUGGUGGGGCAGCGCCUUUACAAAACUAUCAAAUUUUUGAUUGGUUGGAAUUUUGACAGUACAGUCUUUUAUUUUUAUCUGAAUCUUUUAUCAAACCCAUCUUGAGCUAAACUUUUCAGCAAGCAUGCAAAAAAAAAAAAAAAAAAAAUCUUCUCUGCCAAACAUGUGCAAUAUGAAAAGACCUGGACUUUUUGUUGGCUCUUGCAUGAUUUGGGGGCCAACAAAAUGAUUAAAUUUCCCUUCAUCCUUGACUUUACAUUUAUAAUAAGCAAGAAUGCUUGUGAUCCAAAUAAAGUAAGUAAAACUUUUUGAGAUCUCUGUAUGAAGGUUAUUUUGUAAAGGCAAGGCAGUGAGGGGUCAUUGGGUUUUGCCAAAAAUUGAGUUGGCUACAAAGCCACUAUCUAAAGAGGAUGGUAAAUGUAUUUAAAAAGCAGUUCCUCAGCAAGAUUAUAAGGCUGAGACAGGAUGGGAACCUAACAUAGAGGAGUGGUUUUCUGUGUUAGAAGCGACAGGGCCCCUAUCAUUGCCCUGGAUGGUGUGUCGCCAUCUCUGAAUGGCAGAGGUUAGUAUCCUCCACAUCUAUUUCAUAGGUUUCCGAAUGAGUCUCAGAGUGUAAGAAAUGUCUUAUUAAUAUCCACAAUGACAAUGUCACAUCAGUGGUGCUAGUUUUUGUGAAGGCCUAAACAGUUCUGUGGAAUUUUAUUUAUUUAUCAUAUCUUCUUUUUAAAGUUAGUACAUCCACAUAUUUAGAAAUCAAAACAGUUCUCCCUAGCCCCUCUGUCCUCCUUCCCCCAAGCCAUAGGUGAGCACUUUUAUUAGUUUCUUGUGUAUCCUUCUGGUGUUCAUUUGUGAAGAUACACAUAUUCAUUCUUACUUCCCUCUUUCCUAAAAAGGUAGCAUGCUUUUUAUCUUGCUUUGCACCUUCCUUUUUCUACUUGAUAAUAUAUCUUAUUGAUCUUUCCAUAUCUUUACACCCAGUCUCUCCCUUUAAAUUACACAGGCGACAUUCCAACAUUUUCACAAUGUAAAGAAUUGUAUUUAGAAUUGGCAGAAACAUACACCUAAUAUAAUACUUUAUCACAACAUCUGGCACAGGGCGCUUCUAGAAAUUAGAAAUAUAGAAUAUGUAUGAUAGAAUAGUGCACUCACAAGUGUAUAUUCCAAGAAAUAAAGAAAAAGCUAAGAGUAAAUAACUCUCAAAAUGAGUGUUGUGUAUUUUCCUUUCUCAUUUGUAUUAUUUUUUAGUUGUUCCUUCAGUCACCAAGUUAUUUGAUAGUUUCUGAAUAGUGUUUACCCUUGGUGAUAUCUUCAUCCCCCUCUGUUGUCCACACUGACAAAACACAGCAUUCUAGAAACAGCAAGGCAUUCCCUUCCUCUGUUAUUUGUAAGCUGAUGUGAGGUAGAUGAACACCUUCUGAAGCUUUAUGCAUACUCUGUUUCCUUUCCUUGCUGCAACAAGAAAAGCCUUUUCUUUUAACCUGGCUGCCUUUGAAGAAGUGACUCAUCUUCAUGGCCUCUAAAGAUGCACAGAAUCAGAGAGGUAGAAGUCUGCCUGGUUUUCUUCCCAGUGCUCUAGAACCAGAUCAAAGCCUUCAUACUUCACCUUCCAAUCCAGGGAACCAAGUAUGGCAGCCAGGUCUCUCUCCACCAGGCACUUUCGUGCCAACAGUGAGUCUCCCUCCUGGUCUGGAGUAUUUAAGCCAGUUAGACCUGAUAAUUAUACUCCAGCGGGUGGAGCUUCUUGGAAUGAUAGUUGGCGCUGAGACCUCCAACAAAUAUGAGAUUAAAAACAGUUUGGGACAAAGAAUUUACUUUGCAGUGGAGGAAAGCAUCUGCUUCAAUCGUCCUUUCUAUUCCACACUGCGAUCUUGCACCCUGAGGAUCACGGAUAACUCAGGUCGAGAGGUGAUUACAGUAAACAGGCCCUUGAGGUGUAACACAUGCUGGUGCCCUUGCUACCUACAAGAGUUAGAAAUCCAAGCCCCUCCUGGCACUGUAGUUGGUUAUGUUGCACAGAAGUGGGAUCCAUUUCUGCCUAAAUUUGCAAUCCAAAAUGCAAACAAAGAAGAUAUUUUGAAAAUUGUUGGUCCUUGUGCAACAUGUGGCUGUUUUGGUGAUGUGGACUUUGAGGUGAAAACCAUUAAUGAAAAGCUUACAACUGGGAAGAUUUCAAAGUACUGGUCAGGAUUUGUGAACGAUGUCUUCACAAAUGCUGACAACUUUGGAAUUCACAUUCCUGCGGAUCUAGAUGUGACAGUCAAAGCAGCAGUGAUUGGUGCUUGUUUCCUCUUUGUAUGUAUGUUCGUUGAGGGUGUGGGUGAUUAUUUUUCUCCUUCUCACUUGUCAAUUACUAUAUACCCAAUCUCGUUUUAUAUGGCUUUUAAUCCCCAAAGAGUAACUUUUAUGUAUGGACGGCUAGUUUGGGACCAGCGUUCUUCAGAAAUCACAGUUUAGGGGCCUGCAUUUCUAUUAGACCUCUCCAUUGUGUCCUCCACUUAUACUUCCUCAGAAACUGAGCAACCAUUCUCUUUUCGACUUAAGUUUAGAUUUUAGGCUUAUUUGCCUUUCUAACUGAAAAAUAAAAUCAGGUAAACAUAUAAAAAAAAAAUUACACAGGCACAUUGCGUAAUUACAGUAGUUUGUUUGUUAAGGUAACCAGUCCCCUGUUGAUGGAUGUUUGGGUUUUUUACAGUCAUUUGCUAUCAGAUUUAAUACUGUAGCAAAUAGUUAUUUAAAUAUGAAUGAAUGUAGGUAUUCCCAGCAAUGAGCUUGCUGGGUCAGAGGGUAAACAGAUUUGUAGUGUUGACAGAUACUGCCAGAACAUCCUCCCUAGGCAGAGUCCAGUUACCAAGAUUCUGUAAUUUCCCAGGAUUUUCUCCAGGCCCUGGGCAUAUGAGAGCGGUACAACCUCUGGCCCUGCCUUGGGGGAUCUCCCAAGUAGACACAACUAAAAAGUCAAUUAGAAUACAGAUGAUAACUUAGGCAAAGUGCCUGGGUAAAACCGGAAUGCAGAGUUGGGGCAUUUAUGGGGGUAGUAGGUGGGGCCCAUGCCAGGGAGACCAGACUACCUAAAAAAACGGGCAUGAGAAUGUAUUAGCCAGGUGCUGGGGGUAAGGCUCCAGGCAGACACCUAAGUUUGUGAUUUCUGAUGCUAAUGAAUUUCCUUUCUGGGGUCUGAGUAAAUCCAGAUUUUAAGAAAAACUGGUGCUUCACUGAAAAACAAAUCAGGAGUGAUCAGCCUCCGUAGUAAUCAGGGAAACGCAAAUUUAAAUCCCAAUGAGAUAAACUACUCACCUCCCAGACCGGCACAAACUGAAAAUUCCUGCAUUAAGUAUUGGUGAGGACAUGGAAAACUGUAAGUGAGAGUGAACUGGUAGAACCACUUUGGCAUUAUCUAAUAAAGCUGAAUAUUCGCAUACUCUGUUGUCCAGUAGGUAGAGAUACCCUAGGCAGGGCUCAGCAGACAUUUAAAAAACCAGAGAGUAAAUAAUUGAGCCUUUGCAGACUGACGGGUCUCUGUGUCAACUGCUCAGUUCCACUCUUAAAGGAAAGCAGCCAUAAACAACAUGACAACAAAUGGGUGUGGUUGUGUUCCAAUGGAACUUUGUUUAAAAGAGCAGUUUUUUGCCAAUCCCUGCCUAGAGCAGUGGUUCUCAAACUUGAAUGCACCUCAGAAUCACCUGUCAGGCUGGUUAAAACACAGGUAGGCUGGGUCUUGACUCCUGAGUGGCUGAUUCAGUAGGUCUGGUGCAUUUCGAACAAGUUCUCAGGUGGAUGUUGAUGCUGCUGGUCAGAGAACAGACUUUGAGAUCGCCUGCCCUAGAGAACCCAGUGUACUCAGUACCGUGAUAUUCAUAGCAGCAUAGCCCCAAACUGGAAACAAUCUAAAUAUCUAUCAACAAUAGAACAGGUACCUUGUGGUAUAUUCUUAUAGUGGAGUAUUGCACGGUAAUGAGAAUGAAAGGGGUGCGUUUCAGCCACACUCAGCAACAUCGAUGCAUCUCCCAAACACAUUGGUGAAUAAAAGACAUGGAAGACCACGUAUAGUAAGAUUGAAUUCAUUAUGAAGUUCAACAAUGGGCAAAACUAAUCUAUAUUUUGCCUGAGUGGGAAAACCACAUAAAGAAAGGUAAGGAAAUGAGCAUCCAAAUGUCCAGGUGUAUUGGAUGGCCCUGGAGUUGGG
This is a messenger RNA of Choloepus didactylus (southern two-toed sloth), 8088 nucleotides long. RefSeq names its product phospholipid scramblase family member 5-like. The record is from RefSeq and is a predicted model, not a curated record. NCBI's taxonomy places the organism in Eukaryota, Metazoa, Chordata, Mammalia, Pilosa, Megalonychidae. Bases 5415 to 6359 code for a protein of 314 amino acids. Gene Ontology annotation, molecular function: phospholipid scramblase activity. Gene Ontology annotation, cellular component: plasma membrane. The transcript has a single exon. Gene Ontology annotation, biological process: plasma membrane phospholipid scrambling.